AUGCAGCUUCAAGACAUCCAGUUCCGCGGCUUGGACAGUGCGUUAACACUCGUCACCGUCCCCCUCUCCCGGGCGUUUGCCGUGGUCUCCGUCGAGGAGGAUGAAGCUGUGCCGCUCCGGCUGGGCCGUCUCCUGCAGUCGCGGCCACCGCGCUCUGGUUCUGAUGGCCUCAGUACUUUGAGGACCCUGCGUGCCCGCCCCUGCAGCAUGGGCCGGCAGGGCUCGGCGGGCAUCUACCCAGUAGAUAUUCUGGAAGAUGACCCAGAAGGGCUGAGGGAGGCAGCCCUGGCUUACUACGCCACGCUCGGGGAAGGAGCUGGUCCCUCACCAGAGGUUUUCUCUCUUCCCACUGGGGAGCAGGUUAAACUUGAAGCCUCGUCUGUUUGCUUUUGCACCGUGCACCAUGAUGAACCUCAGCAUAAGAUACUGGUUUUGGUUAAUCCCCGGGACACAAAGACAGUUGUGGCUGUGUACAUAAAGGGAUCCUGGUGGCCCACUGAAGAUGUGCUAAGGACCUCUGAUCCUGCAAGAGAAGGUCUGAAGAAGGUUCAGUCAUUUGGGGAAAGGAUUGUACUUUUCAUUCUUAAUGUCGUUAUUUUUGGAAGAUUGGAGAGAAAUCUGGAUGCUGAUGACAUGUUUUUUUUACCUCACUCUGUGAAGGAGCAAGCUAAAAUUUUGUGGAGAAAUGGAGCGGCUGUUGGAUUUUACACAACUAAAAUGAAAGGCAGCCUGUGUGGCGACGCCACCGCGGCGUGCUACGUGCUGCCGGUCUUCGAUACAGUGUUUGUGCGGCGGCAGCACCGUCGCCAAGGUCUGGGGAUGGCCCUGCUGCAGGACUUCUGUAAGACCUUCCGAGAAGACGAGGCCCUGGGAGUCAGUUGGCCCAUUUCUCCUGCCAUGUUCCAAGUCUGUAGGAAGUUCCUGCUGACCUGUCCGGAGGAGCGGGGGCGCCUGUGGGAGGUGGAGCCCCCGGGAGCCUGGGGCCAGCGAGUCAACAUCUGGCUCAAGAUUCAGCUUCAGCAGUGCCAACUUCCAGAACAACAGUCCUUCCCUCCCUUUCGAGACGGCCUCCACGGUGCGGCCACCGCUCAACAGGCGCCGGACGUGCGGGCUUCGGCCACCGCAGACAGGCCCCAGACCCGCGGGGCCGCGCACCGGGCUCUCGGCGGCCGGGAACUCCAGGAAUCCGGGUCCAGCGUCCUCAUCAACACGCAAGUUGAAUAG
Molecule: messenger RNA, 1224 nt
Organism: Trichechus manatus latirostris (Florida manatee)
Lineage: Eukaryota; Metazoa; Chordata; Mammalia; Sirenia; Trichechidae
Product: Protein FAM169B
Exons: 9
Coding region: 1-1224 (407 amino acids)
Source: RefSeq, a predicted model, not a curated record